AUGGACCACAACACCGGACCUUUGGCAAGGAAGUCGACAACGCUUUGUGCUCUGCUGCUGGUAUCCAUCGCCGCGCUCCUAGUGUUUGCAAUUCCUGGACAGGCCAACGGUGAGGAAGUCGGAGUUGCCAAUCACACCAAGAAUGGAAGCGAUGUGACGCUCAAAGAGGACUGUAAGCCGGCCGGAGAGGACUUGACUUAUGCCGAGUACGUGAAGCGCUUUCCUACUGUCUGCAAUUUUACGAUCACCAAGAAAUACAUUGAGCUUCUAUAUGAUGGCAGAAAUUGCACUGUGGAACUGAUCACCAACGAAACGAAUGUGAUCAAAUUCAAGACUGGGUACAUGAAAAAAGAUGGCUGUAACUUGGAUAAAUGUGUCGAUGGUGAAACCAGCUUUGAAGAUGGUUUUUCAAAUCUGUUGCCCUUCGCUUACAGCAGAAACAACAAGGAUAUCGAAACGCUCAACAACAAUGAAGGUCCAAUAGAAGCUAAUGAUAAUAAGGUGUGUGCAGCUAGUUUUAAGUGCGGGAAGAAGUGCAUAAAUCAGACAUUUCUUGAGGUCUCAUGGAGCAAAUGUCAGGAUUUUGUAGUUGCGCACGUCCAUUUAAUCGGUGAAUAUUCGAAGGGCCGGGAUCCAUCAGAAGAAGAAAAGGGUACCAAUAAGACGGAAUUCAAUCUGGAGAUAUAUAAUAAUAGCCGUAUCAAACUGGACUUCGACCGAAAGACCAAGGACGAUUUUUUUGGCUUAAAGUCUUACUGUGCUCCAAAGGAAAAUCCCCUUGUUAACCCAGAAACAUGGAAGAUCACGAAUGAAGACAAAGACCUGGAGGGUAAACAUCUGCUCGUAUUCCAUUUACUUCCGCAAAGUGCUACACAAUGGUACAAAGGAGAUAAUAUCGAGAGAAACCUUAAUAGAACAAGGCCAGAAUGUGAUCUCUUCAUCCGCUUUAAAAGGCCAGCCUACGAAUUUCUUCGAGUCGACCCUCCAACAACGACUACAAGUACAACUACAACAACCACUUCGAAACCGGUUACUAAACCAUCAGCCGAGAAAACAACUUCAACGACACGACCGCAGCAAGGAACUACAACAAACGUGGAGGAAGUAAAGGACACCAAAAAGGGAAGCAGUGCCGGGACUGUGAUAAUAAUUCUGUUAGUUUUGGCGUUUGUUUCCGUGUUGAUUGGAGGUUGCGUCUAUGCUGGGCUCGACUACCGCAAAAAACAACAAAAGGAAAAGGAAGAAGAAGCAGCGAAAGCAGCAGCAACUGAAGCAGCAAAAGCAGCGGAAGCAGCAGCAGCUGAAGCAGCAGAAGCAGAGGACGAGAAAGAGAGAGCCUACUGGUUCAACUUUGGAGACACUACGGAGAUUGCUGAUCAAAACUUUAAACGCGCUGCCUUAGGUCUGAUGUCGGUGGAAGAUCAAUUUGUCAAGGAGAUUCUUGACAGGAUGGAGAAGGAGGACAAGGAGAACGCGGAAAAAGACGAAGAAAUUCUCAUCGAAUUGUAUCUACCGGACGUUGCGGAAAAAGGUUUUGCCAAAGUUGGGACUUUCCGAGAGUGGCGGAAGAAGAGUAGAAUGAUCCAGGAAAAAGGCGAGACUUCGGAAGAAUUCGACAAGAGAGUCGAAAAGGCGAUAAAGAGAAGGGGAGGCUUGAAGAAGACUGUCAACGCACUUUUCAAUAGGAAACAAUCAAAGGAUGAAGCUGCCGGAGGGAAAAAGACAGAGGACAGCAAGGUGAAGAACGAUCAGGCUCCGAAGGAGGAAACGACUUCGAAGGACUCGGCUCUGAAGAAUGACCCGGCACCGGAGAAGGCGGACGCUACAAAGAGCAAACAGGCAGGUACGACAUCGGAUGUUCCAACGGAUAUGGUGUCGGAGGCUAAAGAGACGGAUAUGUAA
Molecule: messenger RNA, 1902 nt
Organism: Meloidogyne enterolobii
Lineage: Eukaryota; Metazoa; Nematoda; Chromadorea; Rhabditida; Meloidogynidae
Source: the annotation of a GenBank genome assembly